CCAGCGUGGGUGACAGCGGACAAGGAACACCUACCAUGGCAAGGAAGGGCAAGAGCAGGAAGAGCGGGAGGUCGUCACUGGCAUCGUCAACGACAGCCUCGGCGCCAGGCACCCCACACGCAGCAGACUCCCGUCCGCGUCUGUGCAAACCUGGAAAGCUGUCAAAACCCCUCCCACCAGGCUCCGUUGUCAUCAGCUCAAGCUGGCAGCAAGAGCUUGGCCUGAAGCUCUUUGACUACGUGCUCCUUAGCUUUCCCGAUGCUUCUUCAACAAAUGGCGACUCACAGCAACACCCUGCUGUCAUCGCUCGGGUGCUUCCGCAUUUCAGCACUCGCAAGCGCGUCGUGCUGUCACCUGAUCUUCGAGAAUCGUUUCAGCUGCCAAUGGAUGCGCUUGUCUCCGUGGACCCGUUACCGGCUGCCCUGCCGUUUGCGCACACUGUGGUGCUUUCCGGUGAAGGGUUUAACACGACGGAUGUGGAUGUCCUGGCUGAUUCCGUGCACACGCGCCUGCUCGGCCUUGCUGUCACAAAGGAUCAGAGGUUCAAAAUCCCGUUCAUGGGCGGCCACUUGGGGUUGACGGUGUCGAGCAUUUCAUGCGGCGACUCCGCAUCGCGCCCGUCGCUGCCACCGGUGCCAUCACCAUCACCUCCCUCACCAUCUCACACCGCUUCGGCCCCGUCGACAGCAGCCGAGCAGGACUCAGGUGCACGCGGUGGCGAUGUAGCAAAAGAGGACGGCGACGGUGACGCCAAAGAUCCCAGCCAGAUGAACGCAUCGACAUUUGAUGCCGUCAGGCGAUUUGCAAUCAUCACUGCGCGCACACGCAUCAGCAUAGCUCAGCCUGAAGCGAUGAAACAGAAGGAACAGCGGCAACGCGUGCACGCCUCGGCAUCUGCGGAUGUGUCAUAUGCAGAUGUCGGUGGCCUCGCGCACCAGCUGCAAGAAGUUCGGGACACUGUCGAGCUUGCGCUACAGAAUCCGCAGAUCUUCACGCAAUACGGACUAGCUCCUCCGCGGGGCGUGCUGCUGGUUGGCCCACCAGGCACGGGCAAGACGCUGAUUGCGCGGGCCGUAGCGCGCGAGUGCGGGGCGGACGUGACGGUCAUCAACGGGCCAGAGAUCAUCUCGCGCACAUAUGGCGAAACGGAACGCAGUCUCAAGGCCAUCUUCGCAAAGGCGGCACCGUCUGGUCGCCACCUCAUCUUUGUUGACGAAAUUGAUGCCAUGUGUCCUGCCCGAGACGCCGCAACCAGUGAUCUUGAGAAGCGAAUUGUGACGACGAUGCUCACGCUCAUGGACGGCAUCGCGGCAAAACACUCCGACGGCGAAGGACGGGUUGUGGUGCUGGCGGCCACCAACCGCCCCGACGCGCUUGACCCCGCGCUCCGCCGCCCUGGCAGAUUUGACCGUGAAGUCGACGUUGGUGUUCCAAACGCAAUGCAGCGACGGCAAAUACUGCGGGUGCUGCUUCGUCGGUUCAACCACACGUGCACAGAUGAAGACAUUGACGACGUCGCUGAUCGCGCGCACGGCUACGUUGGCGCGGACCUCGCGGCAGUGUGCAGGGAGGCUGGGCUGAGUAUCGUGCGCCGGGCAGCUCGGACACAUUCGAGCAACACAAAUGACGGUGCUGAUGAUGAUGGUGGUGAUGGUGGUGAUGGUGAUGGGCUCACGCUGAGGCCGGAGGAUCUACGGUUUGGUCUCUCGCAGACGCGGCCGAGCGCGAUGCGGGAGGUUGUUGUUGAUGUGCCGCGGGUAACGUGGGCGGACAUUGGCGGCAACGACGACAUCAAGCAGUGCUUGAAGGAGGCCGUCGAGUGGCCACUCAAGUACUCGGACGCCUUUGUGCGCCUGGGCAUCAGACCUCCGAGUGGCAUUCUGAUGUACGGCCCACCGGGCUGCAGCAAAACCCUCAUGGCCAAGGCGCUCGCCAACGAAAGCCACAUCAACUUCAUUGCCGUCAAGGGCCCUGAGCUCUUCAGCAAGUGGGUUGGCGAGAGUGAGCGGGCUGUGCGCGAGGUGUUUCGCAAAGCACGAGCUGCAGCCCCAUCCAUCAUCUUCUUCGAUGAAAUCGAUGCGCUUGGUGCUCGCCGCGGAUCGGGCCAGGGCAGCAGUGUUGCCGAUCGUGUGCUAACACAGCUGCUGGUUGAGAUGGAUGGUGUGGAUGAACUGCGCAAUGUCACGGUGGUGGCGGCGACCAACCGCCCGGAUAUGGUGGAUGCCGCUCUCCUUCGCCCAGGACGGUUUGAUCGCAAGGUGUAUGUUGGCCCACCGACGGCGAGGGCACGCGCCGAGAUUCUUCGCAUGCAUUUGUCCCGCGUCCCGCACGCCAGCGACGUGGACGUGCAUGACCUUGCUGCCCAGUGCGACGGCUUCUCCGGUGCAGAGGUUGCGUCAAUCUGCAGAGAAGCGGCGCUGCUUCACGUGGAAGCGAGCAGUGCUCUCGCGCACCAACGGACGCGGCUAGGGGAAGAGCAGCUUGGCCCAGUGCCAAAGCAGGCGUUUCUCGAUGCCAUCAAGCGUGUUACGCCCAACAUCACCGCUGACAUGCUUGCCUUCUAUGAUCGCUACCGCCACGCAGCGGACCAGUAAACCACCAACCAAAC
Molecule: messenger RNA, 2608 nt
Organism: Salpingoeca rosetta
Lineage: Eukaryota; Choanoflagellata; Craspedida; Salpingoecidae
Product: ATPase AFG2 protein
Exons: 19
Coding region: 36-2594 (852 amino acids)
Cellular component (GO): cytoplasm
Molecular function (GO): ATP hydrolysis activity; ATP binding
Source: RefSeq, a predicted model, not a curated record